Molecule: messenger RNA, 1853 nt
Organism: Mercurialis annua (annual mercury)
Lineage: Eukaryota; Viridiplantae; Streptophyta; Magnoliopsida; Malpighiales; Euphorbiaceae
Product: WAT1-related protein At4g19185
Exons: 8
Coding region: 152-1336 (394 amino acids)
Cellular component (GO): plasma membrane
Molecular function (GO): transmembrane transporter activity
Source: RefSeq, a predicted model, not a curated record
UCCAAAACAAAAAACACUCAUUUGAUAAAAUUCUUUUAGUUUCCGUGACAAAAUGCCUUCACCAAACUAAUUUUAGUUUGAUAGAUAGUCCUUCUCAUUAAUUUAUUGUAUAAAAUCUCUUAGUUUCUGUUUGAUUUAAUCUGCACCUGAAAUGGCAGCAUCAGGGGGUGAAAGAGAAGUAUGGAAGGCGCAUACGGCUAUGGCGAUGGUGCAGUUAUUUAACGGAGGAUAUCAUGUUAUUACCAAAGUGGCUCUCAACGUUGGUGUUAAUCAGCUUGUUUUUUGUGUCUGUCGUGAUCUCAUUGCCCUCUCAAUUCUCGCUCCCUUAGCUUAUAUUCGUGAAAAAAGGAUUCGGCCGCCAAUGACGAAACAAUUCCUUGUGUCAUUUUUCUUCCUUGGGUUAACAGGGAUAUUUGGCAACCAGCUAUUGUUUCUUCUAGGCCUUAGCUACACAAAUCCAACUUAUGCAGCUGCAAUACAACCCUCAAUCCCAGUCUUUACAUUUCUCUUGGCAGUGAUGAUGGGUACAGAAAGAAUAAAUUUGCUUAAAAGUGAAGGUCAAGCAAAGGUUGGAGGCACCAUUGUCUGUGUUUCUGGUGCAAUAUUGAUGGUUCUGUUUCGUGGUCCAGCUUUCUUUGGUUAUAGUGAAGAAGACUUUGCUACAAAUGAAAUAAGUGCUAAGGGUCAACCAGAGCCUUCCGGAUGGUUCUUGUCUAGCUUACUGAACAUGGGAUUGGAUGGUUGGCACCUUGGAGUUUUAUGCUUAAUAGGGAAUUGUAUGUGCAUGGCUGCGUUUUUGGCCAUUCAGGCUCCAGUUUUAUCAAAAUAUCCUGCAAGCCUUUCUGUCACAGCUUAUUCAUAUGCUUUUGGAGCUCUAUUGAUGGUAGUGACAGCACUUUUUAUGACCAAUGGUUCAACAGAAUGGAAUCUGACACAAUCCGAGAUUUGGGCUGUCAUCUAUGCUGGAGUUGUUGCUUCUGCACUUAAUUAUGGACUACUGACAUGGUCCAACAAGAUCAUGGGACCUGCUUUGGUUGCACUUUACAAUCCAUUACAACCUGCUGCUUCUGCUUUCUUGUCGAGAGUUUUUCUUGGAAGCCCCAUUUACUUGGGAAGCAUAUUGGGUGGUUGCCUAAUCAUUUCUGGUCUUUAUUUGGUAACUUGGGCGUCGCACAGAGAAAGACAGGCAUUUGCUGGGAUAAUUUCAUAUGUUACCCGGGGCUCAGAACCACUCAUUCAUAAAGAUGCAUCAGCUAACAAGGGUGCGUAUCAUAGAGGAAACUUGCAUUCAGGGUCCUCCGCAUUGCCAAAACCUACAGAUAAAGCAGUCAUGUAGAUGAGAAUUAUCUCGGUUGGAUGAACAUAGCAGAGAAUCCAUCGAAUUGCAUCCUUUUCCUACAGAUAUAUGAAAAGGUACACGUCCCCAUGAAUUCUCAUGCGGUUGAGACUUGUGGAUUUUUGAUAGGCAUGGAUCUGGAAGAAAUGAGGUAAACCUAGCAAAUUCUGCAAUUUAACUAUAGAACUGAAUUAGGACAGAGCGGAAGCAAAAUCAGUGAAUGGUAACUCCUAUUUCGCUGUUCUGCCUAAUUACUAUCUGCUUCUAAUAUUUCUGGUUCACGUAGAAGUUUGCUUUUCCUUGACUCGAACGAUAACCUAAAACUCUUUAUCGGAAUUAUGAGUAAGAAUGUAAAACAGAGAGAAUUUUUCUCCGUGCUUGCUCUGCAUUAACUUAUUUUAUAUUUACAAAUUUUCUGUAAUGUUUCAUGCAUAUGCUACCUUGCUUGAAAUCACUAAUAUAUCUCGGCUAAUUUGCAACAUCACAUGGGAGAAAUGUAAAGUUGGUGUUGUAUUCA